Molecule: messenger RNA, 7564 nt
Organism: Athalia rosae (coleseed sawfly)
Lineage: Eukaryota; Metazoa; Arthropoda; Insecta; Hymenoptera; Athaliidae
Product: protein Wnt-1-like
Exons: 7
Coding region: 4061-5227 (388 amino acids)
Biological process (GO): canonical Wnt signaling pathway; neuron differentiation; multicellular organism development
Cellular component (GO): extracellular region
Molecular function (GO): frizzled binding; cytokine activity
Source: RefSeq, a predicted model, not a curated record
AAACACUUUGUAAAAUUAAUUUAUUUGCAUUGCAUGAGGAGUGCGCAACAGACUCCGGUGCUGUUGCCGGACGUAUUUAUGUUGAAAAUCAACAUUUUUCCUGAACCCUCCGAUUCCAGCAUCGAAAAUCCGGGCGAGGAUUUCUCGAUGCAAUGCGAUCUUUUAUUUAUCAAUUAUUUAUAGUAUAUUAAAUUGUCUUUUAUAUUUAUUUAUUGUCUCGAGCGAAAACUAAAGUAGUCUCGAGUAAAGUAACACGUUGUCACCCGCGCUACGUAGAAUGAAAUAAAACGUUGAAUUUUGUUAAUUAUAAAACAAAGGGAGUUGGACCGCACAAAUUACUUGCGUAAAAUUGUCCGUCCGCAGACUCAGCGGUAGCUUGAAAGUUUUUCGAUUCCUAUGGAUGUAGUUUACGGUUAUCAGAGUGUAAAAAAAUUUGUCACGCGCGCCACUUAUUGCAAACUGGAAAUAGCGUGUAGUAAAAAGGUAAAUUAGUUAACCCCUAUUUCGAAUAAUUAUAAUACCUCACCUCGGGUUCGGGUUUGCCGCUUUCAGCAAUGCUUUCUUCACUCUCAGCGAGAUAAUUGAAAUUUUGAUUUAUGCGCUUUUCGCUUCGGUGCUGAAAUGGUCAUAUCAUAAAACCGAACAACGAUAAUUUAACCGCCACUUUGCAAGUUGCGGUACAGACGUGAGAGGUGCAGAAGUUCAAUACUCUCAAAAAUCGUCGAUCUUAUAUUUUCUCAAAUUUUUACCCAAUAAAUGAGUCACGAUUAUAGAGAGGCUAAAGAUUUCCAGGACUUCGGUAAUAAUUUGUGACAAAAAAGAGAAAAAAAAAAUUAAAGAAAUCACCGAGCAAACAUCGGGCGGUCAAAUACCAUAUUUUUUUAGUUUGUUAUUAUCACACUUCUUUCAAAGAAUUGAUAAGGAUUAUUAUGUGCGUCCUGCGUCUCGCUGCAACGAUAUGUCCAUUUUUACCAAACAGGUAUAUGUGUGUUAUGUUGCAUUAUAUUUCUCUAAUUUUUCAUCACAUAUUUAUUCGGCAAACAAACCCUAAAAUAUAUCAUCGAAAUAAGAGUUUUUUUUUUCUUCUCUCUUAUUCCUUGGAGAUUUGAGUUUAAUUUAUUGCCCAGACUUUUUAUUGCCGAGAUUAAAAGCGUGUUUGUAAAAAACCUGACGUCACACUUUCGCGCAAUUUUCUGAUUAUCCACUAAACAAUAGGCUCGCGCACUUCGACGCGGCCGCCGCCAUAUAUAAAAGCAUGAUCUUAUAUCUAUGGUGGAGAAGGUAUUAUAUGCAUCAUGAACAAUAUGUAGGCAUAUGCACGGGAACAAAUUGAGAAUGACUUCCCGGUUUAAUUAGUAUUUUACAAUCAUUCUAUUUUUGUCUAUGAAAAUUUUCCACAUGAAAAUGUGCUUUUUCUACGUUUUUUUCUCAAAUUCGAUUUCAGUUUUGAUGAAUAAAACGUGUCGGUACCCACGAAUUGUGUAUACAUAUGCAUACACGUUAUACUCAUACAGCUAACAAGGAGAUGAGAACACAUAAGCCUGAAAUCUCGAGAUUGGAGGCCCGUUUUUUUUCUGUUUUCUUUUUUUCCUGUUUUUAUUGAAUUUUCAUAUUACAUUUUGCAGCUGAUACUCGACCUAGAAUAAGCCGCAACUUGAACUCAACCAAAAGCCAUUGAGCCUCCGUUGAGUGGUAGUGAGAUGAUGGUUGUUGCGGUUCGAGGAUUUUAAUUUCCUGCUGCCCGCCGUGCUCUGAACAACCAGCAGCAACUUCUACUCCUCAUUCUAUACCGAACACUCAUCGUAUCGCGUAUAAUAUGCCAUCCUAUAUACGUAUCACACAUAUAUACGUACGUACAACAAACACAUAUUGUACUCUGCACGAUACGCACCUAUGUAACCAAUGAAAUAAUCAUGUUUAUAAUCAACCAAAUUUGAAUGAGUUUUGGCAAUCCUUAGUUUUGUUUUACUAUUUAUAUAUAGGUAAUAUGUGCUCUCUGCGAUGAUCGUACGUAUAUAUGUACAAGUGGUGCAAUAUACAUACGCAUCAAGUCGAGCUGUGCAUUAGAAACAAUUAUAAAUCGGAUACCCCUGAUGGUGCGUGUAUAAGCCAACCAUUCCGUUUCGUUGCAUAAGAUUGGCCGGGCAUUUUAUAUAUACCUGGACAAUUAUUCCCACAUAAUACCCGCGCGCGCCCAUAAGUUGCAUUUGUAAAUGUUGACAUGAAGCAGCAGCAGCAGCAGCGGCAGCAGUAGCGGCAGCAGGUCUGCGUCCGUGAUGGUGGUUGCGGUGAGAUGGUGGUUGUGCAGUGUUUGCGCAUAACAAGGAGCGAAGGGUGGGCAUGCCUGAUUAGCCAUGCACAAUGAGGUAGGCCAUGCAACAAUAGCAUUGCCGUAAGAGCCCUUGUCGGCUCAACCCGCGGCGCAAUAAUACAGGGUGUUCGAAAAGUUAAUUUUUACCCCAACGCGAUUCAGCGUCCGCGAUUCGUAUUCGGAUCGCGGAGUGCAUAUUGCGUUGAAAAAAUUGAUGGAAAUAUACAUACAUAUGAGAGAACAACGUGAACGUAACGAACAAAGAAUAAUACGAGCACCACCAGGUUUCUGGAAAUAAGAAAUAGAAAUUUACGGUCGUUGUACGCCGCACAUACCGCAGCGGAAAAAUACGCCGUACGCACCGUUCCGCCAUUGAAUUGGAUCUCGAUGAAACAAUAAAUAAAUAAAUAAACGAAACGAAAAGAAAAAAAAUUAGCGAUUUUUUCGUUUAUCAACCAUCAUCCGACGUACACGCCAAAAUUUUCGCCAACAUCCGCGAGAGCGUCGUUGAAUACUUGUUGUGCAUGUAUACAUACAUAGGUAUACGUGUGCGUAUACAGAUAUAGUUGGAAGUGGUACACAUAGGGGCCAUCCAAAUGUUCAAUUAGCCCUGAAGUCCCUCCCCUCGGUCGUCCAAUGGGAACGCUCCGUCGGGGGUUGGGCGACGCCCACAAACUCCCCUUCCUCUGUUUUCCUCGUGGCGUCAGGCGUGGAAUUGUUGGUCUCCGGAAGAGUCACAGUCCGUAGGUGACCGCCGAACGAAUCGGUUCUCCGUGACCGCGUCUCGUAGUCGUCCGAUUUCAACGUGUUUUGAAAUAACCGUAUAUACCGUGGAUUCGUGUUCUUUUCAUUUAUCGUUAUCGCACUCCGUUUUCUACCGACAAUAAUAAAUUUACAAUACAAUCGAUCAGCUACAGAGAUCUGGGGAAAAUCCACCGUUCCGUCUUCAUUCCGUGUCCAUCAAGAUAAAGGGACGAAUUUCAUACUCCGUUGAACACUGAAAAUCGUUCGAAAGUAAUCUAGAAAAGGAUUAUUAUGACAUCCCUAUGCCAACAUUGGUCUGAUAAAAGAAUAAAAAUAAAAAGAACGGAAAUUAAUAGAAAUUAGAUAAAUUUCAACUGGUUUUAUUACGCGCGGUAAAAGAAGAAAAACGAAGAAGAGGAAAUCGUAUGAAACUAGUUAUCGCGAUAUUUCGUCGAUUGUGCAUGUAAAAUAACGAACGAUUAAUAUAUUGUACCGCGUCAAAAUCCGCACGUCAUCGCUACGGAGGAGAAUAAGAAGGAAAAAAAAAGAAAAAGGACGAGAAGGAGACUGUAAUAGUUCGAGUUGAGAAGAGGUGGAAACAAUAUCAAGAAAGAGAGUAAAGUAAAGAACGUUGAUCCGUGCGGAAUAAAAUCAAAUAAAAUAAACUAAACCCAUCAUAUAUCGUACGACAAAGCCGUGGUGUAAUUGAUGCAAGUUUGCAAAAAAGAAGAAGAAGAGGAAUCGAAUCGUUGGUUGUAUGUCGUAAAAAAAGUAAUUUGAAAAAUAACUAAAGAAACUAGUCUACCAUGCGACGCUAGAGUUCAAAAACACGUCGCAACUGACAGUUGGUAGCCGGUGGAGGAGGGGGAGGCGGAGGAGGAGUAUCAGUAUUAUAGUAUUAGUCUGACAGUAAGUAGCGGUAGGAAAGGUGUUUGAAAGUGUGAAGCUCGCCAGUUUUUGGCGCGAAAAACUCAUUCGAAUCAUACGACAAAACGAGCAUCGACGAUGACCGAGACUCCGACCACUUGUCCCACGAUGAUGUUAGCCGCCAUCCUACUCGUACUCGUCACUCAACAGAACGGGGCGCAGGCCAACUGGUGGUACUUGGGGGUUGAGCAAGGAUUGAACGUUGCGACGUCAAAAAAUGGCACCGACAAUCCGACGCAGACGAUCGGUGCCGGUGUCGUUGGACCAGCGAGUGCGGAAAAGAAUUGCAGAACGCCACAUUUGACGCCCAAACAACAGGACAUUUGCGCACAUUCGCCGCCGGUACUACAGGCAAUCAGCGCCGGAGCAAGAUUAGCGAUCGAAGAAUGCCAGCAUCAAUUUCGAUCUGCAAGAUGGAACUGUUCCGUAAAUUUGGAAACUCCUAACAACAUAUUCGGCGGUGUUAUGUCAGUCAACAGUCGAGAGGCAGCUUUCGUCUACGCGAUAUCCGCAGCAGGAGUAGCUUACAGCGUUACAAGAGCUUGCGCCCGAGGUGAAUUGAACGAUUGUUCAUGCGACGAUCGAGUGAGAACGCGACAUCCGAGGCAUUGGCAGUGGGGCGGUUGCAGCGAGGACAUUCAUUUCGGUGAAAAAUUUUCGCGGGAAUGGUCGGACGGUGGCGAGGAGCCAUUGAAGGAUGGUAAUUUGUCCGGACCGACAGGACUGGCCGGACAAUUAAUGAGAAAACACGAUAGCGAAGCUGGAAGAAGAGCGGUUCGUUCGAGGAUGCAGCGUGUUUGCAAGUGCCAUGGUAUGUCUGGUUCGUGCAGUGUUAGAGUAUGCUGGCGAAAGUUACCGCAGUUCAGAGUAGCAGGGGCGGCGUUAGCAGCCCUUCACGAGGGCGCCGCUCUCGUCAGACUCGCUCAAAGGGGCGGCCGAAGACCCGCCAGACUGAGACCAGCUCGACCCGAUCUCAAACGGCCCAAUAAAACUGAUUUGGUUUAUUUGGAAGACAGUCCGGAUUACUGCGAAAGAAACGUCACCCUGGGGAUACCAGGAACUCGUGGAAGGCUCUGCAACAGAACAUCACCUGGUUUGGAUGGCUGUCGGCUUUUGUGCUGCGGUCGUGGAUAUCAGACGAGGGUUCGUGACAUAACAGAAAAAUGUAACUGCAUAUUCGUAUGGUGUUGUCGCGUGCGAUGCGAUGACUGUCGGUACACGCGUGAAGAACACGUUUGUAACUGAAGAGGUGAACGAUGGUAUAUAUAUACAUAUAUACAGUAUUAUACGUUAAUAUCUCAUUCGAUUGAAGUUUUAUUUACAAAAUCUCAACUUUACUUGAAAAGAAGACAAAAACGGAAAACAACUUUGCCAGAAUUGUUCCGCGUAUCGUAAUGCCGCGGUAGAAGUAUAACGAUGAUUUGAAAAUUUUAUUUAUUCUUAAUUACUAAUCAAACGAAUCGGACUCCGUAUGAGAAUUUUCAAUCUAUAAAGAUUUCGAAGUUUGUAGAUAAAUGCUAUGCCAAUUCUCGGUAGUGAUAAGAUGUUUGAAAUUAUCCAUUGUAAGUCGAACAGGAAUCCGUUUAGCGCUCAACUCGAAGAAUAUUUCAGUCUAUCACUUUCACCGUGUAUACAAAAUCAAAUUGUUGAAAACAUUGAACAAAAAAAAAAAUUAGAAGAAGAAUAUUAUAAUGCAGAAUAUCAGUAUAUUGCAUUUCAGAAUUCAACGAAGUUUUUUCUUCCCAAAACUUGGAAGAGAAUUUUAUUUUCAUCGAUGAGAAUGCAAGUCCUUUUUCUAUACAAAAAAAUCUUAUCGAUGUGGAGGGCAUUGAAUGAUUAUAAUGUUGAAAAUUUGAACCUUGAAAGCAAAAUUGAUGAAGGUCUGCUGUAAUAAUAUUAUUUUUUCCAAAGCAAAACGUUUGUUCUAGGUAUUUAUAAGUGGUAAUAAUUAUAACUAUUAGUUACGGUAGCUGCAGAUAAAAAUGUCCGAAAAAUUAAGAAAGAUUUUUUUUUUUUUUCUUUUUACUCUAGUAGAAUAUAUUAUACAAUAACUAAGUCCUGCAGCGCCGAGUCUAUGUAAGGCUACCAGAGGCUAUGCUAUUAUAUGUGCGAGGUGUUUACAAAAUAAUAUUUAUAAUUUAUAUUUCCAAACGAAAAGAAGAAAGAAAGAGCGGAAGAGAAUUAGGAAAAAAAAGCGAAAAAAACAAAAAAAUAUGCUGUGUGAAUGCAUAAAAACGCGAAUAAAUGUUGUUCAAAUUCUUUAAUUUUUCAUAUCUUAUACAUACACUACAUAGGUAUAUUAUGACUUUCGGAUCAUACAUAUAUAUAUUAUAUAUAUUUAAUAAAUCGCUCUAAAAUUAAGGUAUCAAGAUGCCAAUGCUCUCUAGCGAGUAGGAUUUACGUAAGUACGCCUGACAGUACUUAAAAAAAAAAAUUAUAAUAGAAUAGAAUAAUUAAAUAAAAAGGAAAAAAAAUAUCGGAAAAAAAAAAACAAGUAAAAUGAAAUACAAAUACGAUAGACUAAUACAGACAGCUUAUUGUUAUUAAUCUACAACACGUUAGUUGAUCAAUCAACUAAUUUACUAAAACGUAACGAUCGAAUAUACAUUUCGAAUCAGCCAAGUAAUGAAAGUUGAAACACUAGCUCUUUCACGUAACAAUUGUUACGACAAGAUUCUUAACACAAUUUCUGUGAUACUUAGAAAAGAAAGACCACAUUUUCUUUUGAUAAUUAAUUAAAAAAACUAAACUAAUAUAAAAACACACCUAGCCACAGGUGUCCGUCGAUAGUGGUAAUAAUGAUGAUAACAUCGUAAGCUCUCUGUAUUAUUCUGUUGUUAAAAAUUCUGCCAAUGAAUGUACAUAUACUUUUUUACUAUAUAGAUUAUUGUGUAUAUAUAUUUCAAAUUUCCUUUUUCGUUAUUUUUUAUUUCUAUCUCCAUCUUUUUUUUUUUUUAUUAUUAUACACAUCAUUUUCCAGUGAAAUUCAUUUAAGCUGUUAUUAUAUUUAAUGAUCGGUAAGAAUUGGUAUUAUAUACAUGUAUAGGUACACAUACGUAUAUACAGUGCGAUUUUGGUGAAAAACGGGUUGCGAUCAACGCAUGCGUCGAAAUAUUCGAAUUUCUCGAUCUACGAGCGAACCCGAGCUGCGCUGGAGUCAGCGUAGCCACAGGCGUAGACGUCUUGUUGUGAUCUACAGUCCUCAAGGUGACACCUCGCAACAAAGCGCCUACGCUGCUGGCUACGCCGAUUCCAGCUCAGUUCGGGCUCGCUCGUUGGACGAGAAAUUUGAAUAUUGCGACGCAUGCGUUGAUCAGCAACCCGUUUCACCAGAAUCGCACGGUAUACUAUAUAUAUUCAUAUAAAUAUAAAUUAUAUAUAUUAUAAAUAUAAAUAUUAUAAAUUAACGUAAUAGUUACCUCUCUCCAUUUAAUGGAAGUCUUCGAUAAAGCUCGCUUUAAGGUUAUUUACUAUAUUUAUCUCGUCAUUGCUUAUAGUGACGUUCUUUUUUAUUAUUGUUAUUAUUGUUUUUUUUUUUUAUUAUUAUACAAAAAUAUCAAUUUUUUUCGACAAUUUUGUGAC